GCUAUAUCUGGGAGGGGGCGGUCGCGCSGCUUCCUUUAGUGCGCGUCCGCCCGCCGCGCCGCAGCUGCCYGCCCGCUCCGCCCGUCCCGCCGCAGGCCGCGAACAUGGAGGACAGCGCCAUGGACAUGGAGAGCGUGGGCCCGCUGCGCCCGCAGACCUUCCUCUUCGGCUGCGAGCUUAAAGCAGACAAGGAGUAUCAGUUCAAGGUAGACGAUGAAGAAAACGAGCAUCAGUUGUCUUUGAGAACGGUUACUUUGGGGGCUGGAGCGAAAGAUGAGCUACAUGUCGUCGAAGCAGAAGCACUGGACUACGAAGGCAACCCCAUUAAAGUAACACUGGCAUCGCUGAAGAUGUCAGUACAGCCUACGGUUUCACUAGGUGGCUUUGAGAUUACACCACCAGUGGUCUUGAGAUUGAAAUGUGGUUCGGGGCCUGUAUAUGUCAGUGGUCAGCAUCUUGUAGCACUAGAGGAAGAACCAGAGUCAGAUGAUGAGGAAGAUGACACAAAAGUUGUGAAYGCCUCGACAAAGAGACCAGCAAGUGGUGGAGGAGCUAAAACACCACAGAAAAAAGCAAAACUGUCAGAAGAUGAUGAGGAUGACGACGACGAUGAGGAUGACGAUGAUGAUGAUGAAGAUGACUUGGAUGAAGAUGAGGAAGAACUGAAAAUACCAGUCAAGAAACCCGCCCGUGAAUCUUCGGGGAAGAACAUGCARAAAGCAAAGCAAAAUGGAAAAGACUCCAAGCCGUCCACACCAGCAUCUAAAUCAAAAACUCCAGAUUCCAAGAAGGACAAGUCUCUAACUCCAAAAACACCCAAAGUCCCUCUGUCGUUAGAGGAGAUUAAAGCAAAAAUGCAGGCGUCCGUAGAUAAGGGUACUACCCUUCCUAAGUUGGAAGCCAAAUUUGCCAACUAUGUUAAGAAUUGUUUCAGGACGGAGGACCAGAAGGUCAUUCAAGCUCUCUGGCAGUGGAGACAGACUCUGUAAGAAAAGAAAACAGUUUAAACAGUUCAUUAAAAUCUGCAGUCUUAUUUCUGUAACCAUUAUUUGGCUGUCCUUUUUACAAAUGCUGAAAGCUUUCCCUACAGUGUCUGAUAAAUGUCAUCCAGAUUACCUUGCCAAGAAUGUGUUGUCCAAAAUGCCUGUUUAGUUUUUAAAGACGGGACUCCACCCUCAGCUUCGUUUUAAGUAUGUAUGGAAUGUUUUGAUAAGGCAUGGUGG
Molecule: messenger RNA, 1223 nt
Organism: Nothoprocta perdicaria
Lineage: Eukaryota; Metazoa; Chordata; Aves; Tinamiformes; Tinamidae
Gene: NPM1
Product: nucleophosmin 1
Exons: 11
Coding region: 105-989 (294 amino acids)
Biological process (GO): regulation of centrosome duplication; ribosomal small subunit biogenesis; chromatin remodeling
Cellular component (GO): nucleolus; centrosome; cytoplasm
Molecular function (GO): histone binding; chromatin binding; RNA binding
Source: RefSeq, a predicted model, not a curated record